AUGAACUCAAGCAGCAGGCUUCUGGUCCAGCGCCAUUUCUGGAGGAAGGUGUGCUGCGGAAUCUUCGACAGGUGCGGGGGCAUCUUCAGCCUGACCUACUUCGAGAGAUUCAGCCACGCCUGCGUAGAGAGAGAGGGCAAAAAACACGAGGGCUUCUGGAUCGUCGUUUCAGAGGAGUCGCUGGACGAGAUGGACCAGGAGGGCGAGGAGGACCUGCCCGCCGCGCACGCGGGGGAGCCGCCCUCGAGGUACUCCAGGAUUACCGCUUCGUCCGCUUGGUUGCGGCGUAUAUCCAGCAGGGCCUCUUGGGAGGCAAGGGAAGCAUCCAUUGAGACAAGGCAGGCCGCCGAGAGCAUGCAAGAGAUGAGAGGCUUGCUCGAGAAAGUCAGCACCAGGCUCGACGCACUGAACGUUUCAAGGAUCGAGGAGAGGCUCGAAGAGCUGAGAUCAGACGUCAAGGAACUAAGAGGGGCAAUCGAUGAGGCGAGCAGCCAGCCUAAGAAGCCUUCUGCGCUUUGUUUUAGAGGCGGCGCGGUUUCUGCUUGA
Molecule: messenger RNA, 546 nt
Organism: Prorocentrum cordatum
Lineage: Eukaryota; Dinophyceae; Prorocentrales; Prorocentraceae
Source: the annotation of a GenBank genome assembly